Vollenhovia emeryi is the source of this 1554-nucleotide messenger RNA. RefSeq lists its product as uncharacterized. The record is from RefSeq and is a predicted model, not a curated record. Gene Ontology annotation, biological process: regulation of transcription by RNA polymerase II. Gene Ontology annotation, cellular component: nucleus; transcription regulator complex. The transcript has 6 exons. Lineage: Eukaryota; Metazoa; Arthropoda; Insecta; Hymenoptera; Formicidae. Bases 335 to 1318 code for a protein of 327 amino acids.
GGCGACGUCCCAUAGCGCGGAAAUACUCGGCGGAACGGAAUGCGCGGAACCAGCGCGGCCAAUCACAGCCAUUCCGCUUUUCUCGAGCCGUUCCGCUAUAGUUUUACCGCUAAAAUCCGCGGAAUAACCGGAUAACCUCUAUUGUGUUUUUGCAUACACGUUCCGACUGUUUUGGUCCUCGGGGUUGCAUCAGCCGGUUGUAUCACCCCGCGCGAGGUCCGAUAUUCGGGCCUCUGCAUUGCUUGGUACUGACUAGUUAAGACUUGCUCACUUUAAUCGAUUUCAACGAGAUCAUUAGGAAGACAUUGGUUCGGCGUGGCCGUGUCGGCUAAUUAUGAACGGAAAAAUAAAAUGUGGUUAUUGUGGCUGCAUAAUGAAUAGCUCAUGUAUGAAUAUUCAGCAGCACAAAUGUUUCGAAAAUUAUCAAGAUGACGUCCACCUACUUCAUGUAGAUGAAAACCAAGUAGUAAGAAUAGUUCCACGAUAUGAUGAAAACUCGGACAUAAAUACAACAAUACCAACUGAUGUAGUCGUUCCUGUCGAAAAUGAUUCAAAAACAAGCGAUAAUGACGAAAUUCUUAUUGAACUUGUGUUUCAAAGACCUGCUCUGUGGAAUCACAAAUUGCCAUUACAAGAUAGAACAAAUUUAAAAAAAGAUGCGCUCUGGCUGGAGGUGUCAAAUGGAAUGGGAGGAGGUAAAGCUACUAUAAAAUGGGUAAAAAAUAGAUGGAAGGACUUACGGGAUGCGUAUGUAAAGGCUAGAAAAAAAAUAAAAGCAUAUAUUCCAAGUGGUUGCGAUACAGAAACUGCUAACAAAUUAAGAAAAUCCUCCUUUCGUUUUUAUGAACAGAUGCAAUUUUUAGAAACAACAUUAGUCACAGAAACUACUGUCAGUUCUCUGUCAAUUGAUUCAUCGAGUAAAGAUUCAUCGAGUAAAGAUUCCAAUUUUCGAUCUGACAGCAGCUGCUCUGACUCAAUUGAUUUACAUGUGGAUUCGCUUAAAACAUCAUACGAGUCAAUAUCGCCAAAAAUGACACUCAAUGAACCAUUCACACCUUCAAAUACGUUUGCAACAUUAACAUCUAAAGCCAAAGCAUCAAAGAAUAAACGAAAGCGUCUUAACAGCACUGAACAGGACGAUAUACAGGAAGGUUUAUUAAAAGCCUUAUGCCAACCGUUAAACCAGCCAGAUGCAGUCGACGGGAUAUUGCUUAAGCUAGGCGAAGGUCUUCGUCGUUUAUCAUAUCGAGAAAGAAGCAAGUUGGAGAUUCAAUGGUUACGCGAACUUAUGGAAGUUGAAGAGCAACAUAACAAUUAAUAAAUAACUCAGUUUAUUAAGUUUUGUUUUAAAAAAUAAACAUUUUAUUCUGUUACUAAGUAAGUACAAAUUUUGCUCAAUUUUGUUUAGUUUUGUUUAGUUAUAUUGAGUUAAAUAAUGAAAUGGUUACGUUGAUUUUGCUUUACGAUUGAAACUAGUCAAUCUAUGUUGUAAAUUACAUUGUGCAAUUUUACAAGACUGACUAAUUUUAUUUAAUAAAAUUUCUUUGUAAACGU